AUGAGUUUUAAGCAUGCAAGAGAUGCCUUGGUUCUAUGUCAUGACAACGGAGUGAUAGGCGACGAGGAAUUUUGCUUGCUAUACGAUGCAAAUCGAUCGAAAAAUCCCGAAUUUCCGUACGAAGAGUAUGGAAAAUUUGAUCUUGAAGAUAUGGGGGACGAUGAAUGUAAAGCGGAAUUUCGCUUCCAUACAGAAGACAUCCCGGUGCUGGCAGAAGUCCUUGGUUUACCCGAAACUUUCACCUGCAGCCAGGGAUCCGUGACUAAUGGCAUUGAAGGGCUAUGCAUUAUGCUGAAAAGAUUUAGCUACCCCUGCAGGUACUCGGGUUUAAUUCCCCGUUUUGGUCACGCUGUUCCUGUGAUGAGCAUGAUCUGUAACACAGUAGUUGACUUCGUUUACAACCUCCAUGGCCAUAGAAUAACUGAGUACAAUCACAACCUUCUUGAUUCGGCUAGCCUUCAAGUCUAUGCAGAUGCAGUUUUUGCAAAAGGUGCCGCCCUGGAUAAUUGUUUUGGUUUUGUGGAUGGCACGGUCAGGCCCAUUUGUCGCCCUGGGGAAAUGCAAAGAGCUGUAUACAAUGGACACAAACGUGUACAUGGACUAAAAUUUCAGUCAGUUGCUCUACCAAAUGGACUCAUCGCAAAUCUUUUUGGACCUGUAGGUUAGUGCAUUAUUCAUUUCGGCUAAUACCAAGGCAAUGGGAAGGUAUAAACAUGAGGCAUAUGAUUUCUUUAAAUCCCUUGGCCACUUGUAGUGUUGGCUUUUUUUUUUCAGACUGAACUCAAAUGAUUCUAUUCAUGUGACCUCUGUCACGAAUUGUCAGAGUUCACAUGCAUUGCAGUACGUUAUGACAUAGACACAUUUGUUUUGUAACUUACCGUACCUGUGAACAGAUGUAUAUAGGGAGACAACAUAAAAAUUAUAUGUUAAUUUAUUAGUAGGUAUUUGUACAUAAAUGAGUUGAGCCUCAAAUAAGCACACAUAUCUAUCAAGGUCAAAAGGGUUUUGGUUUUACAUAGUAUUACUGUAACUGGUUUGAAGGAAGUAUUAAAUUUCAAGAUUGUAAGCUCAACAUCAACAAUAUUCCAAAACUCCACUAUAUCUCUUUUACAGAAGGGAGAAAACAUGAUGCAUCAAUGCUGGAUGAGUCUGGUCUGUUGAAUGAGCUCGAGAGGCAUGCAUUUUCACCAACUGGCCAGGCAAUGUGUAUUUAUGGUGAUCCAGCAUAUCCCCACCGUGUUCAUCUGCAAAGACCAUUUCAGUAUGGAGGACUGACACAUCAGAUGCAAAGUUUCAAUGAGUCCAUGAGUAAAGUUCGUUCCAUAGUCGAGUGGAUUUUUGGGGACAUGAGUAACUAUUUUAAAUUUUUAGAUUUUAAGAAAGACUUGAAGCUGGAUUUAAGCCCCAUUGGGAAAAUGUACAUUGUCUGUGCCUUACUUAGGAAUGCACUUACUUGCCUUUAUGGUAACACAACCUCUGAGUUUUUCCAGUUAGACCCUCCAUCUCUGGAAGAUUACUUUGCUUAA
Molecule: messenger RNA, 1526 nt
Organism: Porites lobata
Lineage: Eukaryota; Metazoa; Cnidaria; Anthozoa; Scleractinia; Poritidae
Source: the annotation of a GenBank genome assembly